Molecule: messenger RNA, 810 nt
Organism: Melampsora larici-populina 98AG31
Lineage: Eukaryota; Fungi; Basidiomycota; Pucciniomycetes; Pucciniales; Melampsoraceae
Exons: 5
Coding region: 1-810 (269 amino acids)
Source: RefSeq, a predicted model, not a curated record
AUGUCUCCUGAUCAGAAAUUAGAGUCAGGAAACUCACCUCCAUACAAGGACUUCCCGAACAUGGCUUCUGUCAAUCAACACAAGACAAUUCCUUCAACUCGCCGGUUGUCCACUCAGAAGAUCCUCAAUCCCUGGAAUGCCCCCUCCCAAGAUUCAACCCUCACCUGGCAAAAACAGAAUCCAGAUGUAUUGGGAAAGCGCAAAAGGGCUGCAGAAUACAGGGGUACAAUACAGGAACAAGGAAUGAUCACUGGUGAUGGGAAAACAUUAGAUACUAUGCCAAGAAUAUCCAGUCAAAGUGUGAUUGCAUCGGAAGUACUGUCUGCCUAUCAUAUUUGUCCAGUCCAUCCAAUUCAUAUCUCAUCAUCUUCAGGCAUGAAUAUAGCGGCCAACUCUUUCAAAGAAGGUGGAUUCAAUUUGACACCUGAGCUUGAAACAGUCCAAAAACCAUCACCCACAACAAUGUGCAGUUCAAAUAAUAAUUCUGGGACAUCCACUGCUAAAGUUCUGAACAAUAAAUCAAAAAGAAUUAUAAAACAACCUAAGAUUGAACACAGAAAUGCUUUUUCAGUCAAUCAUCAGGUCCGGAAGUUGAUAUUCUUAGAACCUUUCAAACAACUAAACAAAUCACUUCCAGUCAGGAAAAAUGAAGCCUUAAUGGUCCAGAAAGACAUCCCACCAAUAAAAGCUGAGGUUUCCAAGCAAUACAGGCAAAACCAAUUGGCCAAUAAAUAUCAAGUCUGGUGUCAAAAUGAUCCAGGGCACAAAGCUCAACAAAGACGAGGUCACGGUAUUAAAGGAACAGGUUAA